Messenger RNA from Moneuplotes crassus, 545 nucleotides. The record is from the annotation of a GenBank genome assembly. Lineage: Eukaryota; Ciliophora; Spirotrichea; Euplotida; Euplotidae.
UAUAAGAUUAUUAGAAUUCAUAAAAAUGUUAAAUAUCCUAUUUAAAAGAUCCACUGUAAAUGUUGCAAAGAAGACUACCCUCCCUCUUAGAACAUUCGCUGUCCACACUAAGUUCACUAAAGAACACGAAUGGAUUAAGUACGAUGACGAAACAAUGGAAGGACAGUUCGGAAUCACUCAACAUGCUGCUAAUGAGCUCGGAGAUAUCGUUUUCGUUGAUCUCCCAUUUGAAGGUGAUACUUUUGCUCCAGGAGAUGCUAUUGGUGCUGUCGAGAGUGUAAAGACCUCCGCUCAGAUCUACACCCCUGUUGACGUUGAGAUCUUAGGAAACAAUCAAGAAAUCGAGGCUACUCCUGAGCUUGUUAACCAAUCUCCAAUGGAGGAUGGAUGGAUUACCAAAAUUAAAGUUACCUCUUUAGAUAAUGCCAAGGAUCUUCUCAGUGAGGAAGAGUACCAAAAAUUCUUGAAAACUCUUGAGUAAUGGAAGAAUAUCACUAGUUUUGAGUAAAGUCUACCAUUAAACCAAAUAUCUCAAUUAUAGUGUC